This is a messenger RNA of Nilaparvata lugens (brown planthopper), 3146 nucleotides long. It is a transcript of the gene Es2, whose product is annotated as splicing factor ESS-2 homolog. Gene Ontology annotation, cellular component: catalytic step 2 spliceosome. Lineage: Eukaryota; Metazoa; Arthropoda; Insecta; Hemiptera; Delphacidae. Bases 290 to 1720 code for a protein of 476 amino acids. The transcript is spliced from 3 exons. The record is from RefSeq and is a predicted model, not a curated record.
UUUUUAGUAACAGUAAAUAUUUUCUUUUUAUCAACUUAUCUGCAAUUGCCACUAAAGCUUCAAAACAGAUUUUGCUCAGUGUAGUGUAAAUUUGUUUGUGUUGUACAAGGUUAUGAAAUUUAGAACAUCGUAGUGUCGUGUUGAUUGUUUCCAAAACAAAAGGAAUUUAACUUACCAAGGUACUGUACUUCCAAAUUUCACUAUUUAUAAACUUUAAUUUAUCCUAUGCUUAUCAAAAUGCAUUGAUUGUUACUAUUUUAGAAGUGUCCAGUUAUACCAGUUUUAGAAUAUGAAGGAGCCAGACAAAAACGAUUCGGUUGUAGCCAUACCUAAGAACAAGGAUGGUAUAAAAGUUCUUGAUGAAGAUACUUACUUGGAAAACAUAGGUAAAAUAAUUGAAAGAGACUUCUAUCCUGAUUUAGAAAAGCUGAGAGCUCAGAACUCGUACCUGGAUGCUGUUGAGAAGAACGACGUACAACGUUUGAGGCAAAUUUUUGCCAAAUACAGUCACGGUUGUCCUACUGCCGAAAGAUACGACGCCAGUCCUGCCACCUUUGAAACUCCUGACCAGCACACUGUACAAGAGGAUGCUCUGUUGAGACCUAGCAACAAACCUAGCCAGGAAGAGAUGGACGACCGAGGUGGCAAAGCCAAAGAGAGACCUCCUAGCCCCAAGUUUAGUCUGGAUCAGUAUCUGGGCACUCACACCAGUGAAGACAACAACAGCUUCCAGGAAAUGAUACAGGAAGCCGAUGAAAAACACAAGCAAAAGUUCUCUUGGUUAUAUGAGGCGGAAGAAAAGUGUUUGGAUGAGGGUAAGAACUCUCUUGUUGUGCCCUCCAUAGAAGAGCAAGCAGCUGGUUUGGAGCGACCGCUCAACAUAGAAACCUGGAAAUAUAAGAAUAGAAAUCACAUAAUGUACGUACCUGAUGGUAAAGUGUUGACCGCCGCUGAGAAGAUGGACUUGGUGAAUAGGAAACAGUCAGUGUCGCACCUAAAUACGCGCUUUCAACAGAACCCGUUCGACGAGAUACAGAAUCGAGAGACAAUCCAGUGUCUUGCCGUCAACCAGGCGAAAGCUCUGGAAGGUAAGAUUGGGGUGGAUGGUAAGGAACUGUCCAGCUCCAAUACUCCGAAAGUGAACGGCUGGAGCUUCGUGAAAACACCUUCUCCAGCGCCCGGAAUCACCGAGUCGCCACUCAUGACUUGGGGCAACAUUGAAGGCACUCCGUUCCGGCUGGACGGUGGCGAUACGCCUGUACGCAGCACACCGGGUCCCUCGUUCAAGAUACCCGAGCCGCCCAAACGCGAGAAGCUCGCGCUGGCUCUGGCCGAGAAGGCCGGCCAACAGCACAGGGAUCGAAAGAAGAAGGCGCUGCAAGCGGCCAAGAAGCACCUGUCGUCACCCGCGUUCAGUCCCAACUCUGGACUGGAUCGGUUGAACAGUAUGUCGCCGGCCGCGCGUCGACUUGCCUCCUCGCAAUUGAAGCGACUCGGAUCAGCUGAUCUCGCGCUGCAGGCUUCCUACUCUCCCAUGCGCGCCUCUCCAUUAUCUGGUGCCUCUGUGAUGUCUCCACUGAGACGGCGUGCCUCUCCAUACGUCGCCUCGCCGUCGUUGUUCGCUGCACCUUCGACUAGUAGUGGCAGUGGUCCCACACUAACUGAUAACCUACUGCAACUUAACCUGCCCAAGCGACCCAAGGCGGCCGAUUACUUCUAGAAUUAGAUGGAGAAGGAGGAGACACUAAACAUGGAUGCAUUGAAGGAGGAGGACGGAAAGAAUAAGCAGAAAGUUGUGUGUGCGUUCUGUCCAAGUGUGAUUCUGAUUGCUGGUGACGCACUCUACACUCAAAAUGAGUUUGCCCUGCCACUGAUGACGCGACAGAAAGGAGGCGGCGCGGAGGCAGAGGAGGAGCAGUUGAGCAGCUACUGGCUCGUGGCGGACAUGUACGACUUCCAGAAUGUGGGCUUCUCGCACACAGUGGGCGCGCACAAGUACCUCGCAUGUGCGGACUGCGACAUGGGACCGAUCGGCUAUCACGACACCCUAUCCAAGCGCAGUUAUGUGGCUUUGGCCCGGGUCAAGCACCAGCUGUAGUCGCUAACAUAGAGAAAAGAUAGCAUAAGAUAUUCCAGGCAGUUUAUAUUCCAAAUUUCAAGUCGAUUACUGCCCAUUAUUACUGUUUUGGCCGGGUGAGAUUGUAAGAAUGGCACAGUACGAGAGACUACCAGCGUUACAUUGCUACACAACAAAAUAACUACUAUGACUAUCGGCUUGGAACAUAAACUACCUAGGAUUUCUUGUUAUGUCAUCUUCUAUCUGUGCUCAUAGUCACUACUUUGGUUAGCUGUUUGUCCCUUAGGCAAUACUCACAUUACCCUACUCAAAUCGUACGAUUCCAGUCGCGUGUUCCAGUUUUUCAGACCUUUCAACUUGAUUCAAAAAUGUGUAAUGAAAGGCUCAUUCUAAUAAAUUUUAAAAAUUGAGUAAAGUUUCUCAUUUCAUACCAUUGAAAAAGUUUGAUUAAAACAGGCCUUAAAUUACUCAAUUUUGAAUAAGUCAAGUCGUCCAAAAUACAGGUACUCGCAACUGGAGUCGUACAAUUUGAGUCAAGUCGUCCAAAAUACAGGUACUAGCGACUGGAGUCGUACAAUUUGAGUUGCGAUAGUGUGAGUACAGCCUUAGGCCCAUCGCUCACGGUGUGACUGUUUCACAACCACCGUUGCAAAUCAGUUGCGCAACUGUUCUGCAACCUUGAAAAUGUAUUUAAGCGCAAACAACGCAACUGUUUUUUGAUUAUUUGAAACCAGUUUGCAACAGUUGUCACACCGUGUGUGCUUGUCAGCAUUGCGAAAUGGGACCCAACGUCUAUCAUACCACUCGAACCAAGCGGAGCAAUGUGCAUCUAGCUCUAGUACGUGUCAAACACCAGCUGUAGAACAACUGAACAAUGGAACAAUGAUUGGUUUGUGCUCAGUUUGUGGAACAACUAUUAUUUCUGUGCAGUUUGUUGAACAAUAUUAUUGUGCAGGUCUUUUAACAAUGGGCAUCGACUAGUACUCGAGAAAUCAGCUAUUUUCGUGUUUGCUGUAAGUUUUCUAGGAUAAUCGUGAAGUGAUACAAAAAUAAAGUGAUUUAAAUGGUU